Entamoeba dispar SAW760 is the source of this 1509-nucleotide messenger RNA. RefSeq lists its product as uncharacterized. The transcript has a single exon. The record is from RefSeq and is a predicted model, not a curated record. Lineage: Eukaryota; Evosea; Mastigamoebida; Endamoebidae. Bases 1 to 1509 code for a protein of 502 amino acids.
AUGAAAUUUGUAUUAGGAUCACCACUUUUUUUAUUAUUUACUGUAUUUUCCUAUGCUUUUUGUUUGCAAGAAGCAAUGAUUGGAGUAAUUAAUGAUAAAGAUGUAGGUUCUUCAGGAGGACAAUACUAUGUUAAAGAAAUUUGUUAUAAUGACAUACCAAAUUAUGAAAUUGAAUUAUACUCAUACACCAUACAACAGACGUGUUAUGUCCAUAAGGAUUAUAUGUAUUUUCAGAAAGAUGGGUUAAAUAUUUCUAGAUGUGGUCAGUGUUUAGAAAUUAAAGGCCCAGUUGGAGAUCCAUUGUAUUGUGUUGUCGCAGGAUAUUUUUACACCAACCAUACAACUAAUCCUGAUUGGCUUAAUAAAACAAUUGGGGUAACACAAAAAGGGUAUAACACUAUUGCAUCUACUUUUAAUGCAGCCAUUACCAUUUCAAUGAUUGAAGUAGUGUUACAGCCUACAGUCUGUCCUUUUAAAGUUUUCCCAAAAAUUUAUGUAAAAAAACAAACUGAUUCAUAUGAAAUCACCUUAUUUAAUUCAAAUGUUAAAGAUGAAAAGUUAAUUAUCGAUAAAGUAGAGUAUCAACAAAAUGAAAAUGGUAGAUACAUUAUUCCGCAAAACAAAAUUACAAGAUCAAACCAUAUACAAAUAGUUUCUGUUGAGGAUGAUGUUGUUUCUAUGACAAAUGCAGAUCUUACACAAGAACGUUAUUUGAGAUUUUCUUCAAGGUUUCUAACAAAUACAAAGAGUGAGUGUAGGUACUGUGCUACUUUAGGUAUUUAUGAUAAAGAAGAAGGUAUUCCUGAUAUGCGAUUUUUCAGAUGGAGAUUAUAUACUAAGAUAAAUGGUUUAAUUAAUAAAUUACAACCUACAAAAAAAGAUGUUACCAUUUCAACAAUAGAAGAUGAAUUAAGUAUGUUCUUUUAUUAUGGGACACUUCAUCAAAUGUCAGUUUCUUAUCAGGAACUUCAAUUUGAAGCAAAUUUACUUUCAGGGACAUUAGACUUAAUUCAUUUUUCAUUAGGAACAAAUACAAAUACAAAAGAGUUUAAGGAAAGUGAUAUUUUUGUUGAUUGUGAUAACUUACAAUUUAAACAAUUAAUUAAAACAGUUGAUGGCUCUAAAAAAGUUUAUAUUAAAGCUAUUUUAGAUAAAUCAUGCACAUCAUUUUCUAAUGUCUUCUCUUUAAAAUUCAAAACAUCUUCAUCAACUAAAUUUAUUUUAGAGGGCAUUCAUUUAAUUAUGAGUGGUGAUGUUGUUGAUAAAAAUUGUGAUUGGGACUCAAUGAAUUGUGCUAACACCCAAUGCACAAUAACCAAUGAAUCAUAUGAUGAUCACACACUAUCUCCAUGGAAAGAAGGUUGUCAACCUUCUUGUGGUAUUUGUUCAACUGGUUAUGUUUGUACUAAAUCAGGUAUGUGUGUUGAAGAACCAAAUAUGAAUUUAAGAAGUAGUGCUGCGUUAUUAAUGACAACUACAAUUGUGUUGAUGAAUAUCUUUUUCAUUUAA